Molecule: messenger RNA, 1099 nt
Organism: Mycena citricolor
Lineage: Eukaryota; Fungi; Basidiomycota; Agaricomycetes; Agaricales; Mycenaceae
Source: the annotation of a GenBank genome assembly
CGCCCUCUCCAUUCAUUACUUCAAAAUGGCCGAUCUCACGGUCCUCGUCUCCCCAAUACCCCUGUAUGCACACCAGAAAGCCGCAUCCUCCUCGGUGACUUCUCUAGUGUCCUCCAUCGUUCGUUCGUCCUCACCCUCACCCCUCGCUACUCGUCGUAAUCGUGCACCAUCCCCCAUCAUGGUCACACUUGAAUCCGCUCCGCUCCCAGAUGAGUCUGCGGCUCGCAGAGAACAAAUGAGGCGCGACAUAGCCUUGCUCAGUCCUCCUAUGAAUACCUGGAAAAGCCCGCAAAACAGGCAUCGGCCGCAGCGAUCGCAAAGUGCACCUCCCACUCAGACAUCUUUUCGACGAGAGGAGGUCGAAAUCCGGAGGACCGGAAGCCCAGUCGACGAUGCUAUCUUCCGACCGCAGCAGUUUCCGCCUGGUCUAAUACCGGACACAAGCCGCAUCAACGGGAUCGGCAGCAGGCAGACCCCGCGACGCAGUGUGACUGCCGGGCACGGUGGGUAUGCGUAUGUUGCGGAGGGCGGGAUGACGAUGCGAGGGGGCGAACUCGUGCGCCCUCCUCCCCCACUAUUGCGCCCUUCUCCGUUCUGGCGACGCGCGCACCGAUCCGCGCUGACACCACCCGCAUACGCGCCUGCUUCGCAUCUCGUGCGGAGAAGCACGUUCAUCGCAGCCGGCCUGCCGCUCGAUGCCCCGGGGCACGACGCCCGAGCGCUGUGCGUCGAAUCGAGACUCACGGGCGAGGACGGCGUCCGGAGCGGUGCCAAGAGAGUCAUAGAAGUCCCUGGGAGUGAAUGGAUGGGGCUCGGGGUUUGAUUCCACUCACGCAUCCAGGUUGGAGGGUCAGGACUCUAUUCCGACGAGAUUAUCUCUGCGCUGGCGCUUUCCUCCGGAACAUUAAGGCGCCGUCAUCGGCAGGUAAUUGGGCGUCCUCAGAUGCACUGCGGUCCGCAUUCAUCGACGAGACAUUGCAGGAGUACAGCUGCGUUGCCGAAUCUCUCACUUCGUCGCUCUCUCAAUGUAUAGCAUCAUCUCUUAGCAUAUAUGGACAUGGGUUGUUUGUGGGUCAAUUAUAAUCUCCGUUGAAAACGA